Molecule: messenger RNA, 2616 nt
Organism: Salarias fasciatus (jewelled blenny)
Lineage: Eukaryota; Metazoa; Chordata; Actinopteri; Blenniiformes; Blenniidae
Gene: gjb8
Product: gap junction protein beta 8
Exons: 2
Coding region: 135-923 (262 amino acids)
Biological process (GO): cell-cell signaling; gap junction-mediated intercellular transport
Cellular component (GO): connexin complex
Molecular function (GO): gap junction channel activity
Source: RefSeq, a predicted model, not a curated record
UGGCGCUCAGACCUGCCUCCACCCAGACCGCCAGGAGACUGGGAUUACUGCGUCUUCUCUUCAUGGAGACCUGCUGAUGCCGUGAGGGUAGGCUCCACACUAACAGGUCAUAGGUCGUCCGUCCUCUUGGCAGCAUGAGCUGGGGGGCGCUCUACGCCCAGCUGGGCGGCGUCAACAAGCACUCCACCAGCCUGGGCAAGAUCUGGCUGUCCGUGCUGUUCAUCUUCCGGAUCACCAUCCUGGUGCUGGCCGCCGAGAGCGUGUGGGGCGACGAGCAGUCCGACUUCACCUGCAACACGCAGCAGCCGGGCUGCAAGAACGUCUGCUACGACCACUUCUUCCCCGUGUCGCACAUCCGCCUGUGGUGCCUGCAGCUCAUCUUCGUGUCCACGCCGGCGCUGCUGGUGGCCAUGCACGUGGCCUACCGCAAGCGCGGCGACAAGAGGACCAUGCUGGCGUCCAACGGCACCGAGAAGAUGAACGACAGCGACCUGGAGACGCUGAAGCGACGGCGCCUGCCCAUCACCGGGCCGCUGUGGUGGACCUACACCUGCAGCCUGUUCUUCCGCCUCAUCUUCGAGGGCGGCUUCAUGUACGCGCUCUACUUCGUGUACGACGGCUUCCAGAUGCCGCGGCUGGUGAAGUGCGAGCAGUGGCCCUGCCCCAACAAGGUGGACUGCUUCAUCUCCAGGCCCACCGAGAAGACCGUCUUCACCAUCUUCAUGGUGGCGUCGUCCACCAUCUGCAUGGUGCUGAACGUGGCCGAGCUGUGCUACCUCAUCGUCAAGGCGCUGCUGCGGUGCUCGGCCAGGUCCGGCAAGGGGAAGCACGCCUUCGCGGAGAGCGUGGCCCGCGACAACAAGAAGAACGAGAUGCUGCUGUCCUCCUGCACGGACUCCUCCAGCAACAAGACCGUCUGCUGAGCGGCCUCGCCUCCAUCGCCACAGACACCAAACACACCGGCCGGCUCACCUGGACCCUGCGGGGCUGCCUGGGCCCGGGCCCGCGGGGGCAGACGUGCAGAAAGCGCGGCGCCGUGUGUGUUUCCUACCCUAUUGGCCGCCGCCGCCGGCCCAGUGUUCCUCACCACCAUGGAUCUGUCGCCGCUCCACCAGAAAGUGUUUCUCUGAAGAGCUGCUCUCCUCCAGCUGGAAGCUGGGGUUACCUGGGCUUGGAGCAGAGAAGAGUGAGUCUACACCGCCACCUUGUGGUGACAGGCGGACCUGCGCCCCCUCAAGCACCUUCCUCAAAGCCUGAAGUUUUUUUUUCCUGAAGUUCCAGAGAACCAAUGAAGAGGUGGGACGUGAAGGAGAAGCUGUUAGAGUGUAGUUUACAGCGGUAUAGGUUUGCUUUCUUUAAUCCAUCUGCUUCUAGUAACUGAUGACAAAUGAAAAAAAGACUUGAUGAUCAGUGUCACUUUGAAUCAAGUGAGCUUCUAGUUUUCAAUGUUUUUUGUGAUUAGAACUGAUUCAGUUUGCAGAACACUUAGAAAUGUGUUUUUGAAAAAUGUGUUUAACAUGAAGAAAAUCCUUCCUGCCAAAUCACAACACUUUUUUAGGUUUGAUGCUCGUGUUUUAUGUGUUUUGUCACGUUUGAUCAAAAAUAUGCUGGAUUUUUUUUUCCACAAAUAUUGAAUAUUUUAAAGAUUUUUUUUUUUUUAAAGAAAUGUUUGUUACAUUAUGAAAGAUGUUUUCUAUUCUUUUAGCACAUGUGAAACUGAGAAACUGGACAGUGGGGAGCUGAAGAGAGAAGAGUGUUAAUUUAAUAAAACAGAUGUGAAAAUAAUGCUGAGUGAUGUACUGUCCCCAGGGAGGAGGACGGACAGGCCUGUCCUCGGCCUCCGUCCUGGUCUUUCCUGUCCUGCUGAGCUGCUGGCAGCAUGGACCACAGAGCCUCACGUCUCGGUUCCAAACACUUUCCUGUCAGUUAUUGUUAUUUUUCCCCUCACACACCAGAGCAGGCCCAGCUGCAGCUGGUUGCUGUCGUUGCUGCAGUGUGUGCUGACCCCUGCUGACUGUAUCAGCUUUCGGUGUGUCUCUUAUUUUAGCCUCCACACUAAUCACUGCUCGCUGCUCUCUUAAUGUGUGAGACCAGGGCCGGUCGGACAGCCAGAAUGUCUUUGUCCUCCUCCUCCCUCCAUCCCUCCAUCCAGGAAUAGCCCGGCUGGAUUAGUCCCUCUGUGAGGGCUGUGUUGCUGCUGAAGUGACCACAGAGUUUUGAUUUGGCUUCAGAGCGACUGUGUCAGUCUGACAUUAGAAGCAGAAAGCCGGGAUCAGUCUGCGUUGGCGUUACAUAACCCCGGCACAUGAUGAAUUCUGCUCAAAGUUCUGCAGGAUCACCGACUCACUCCAACACCAACAUGGUCUCCACGGCUCUUCUGCCUCGACUUUUCACUCCUGGAUCUCCAGUAUCUGUGGCAGCCUGAUCAAUAAACUCUCAAGGUGUGUGAGAAUGAUUUUAUUAGUUCCUUUAAUGCACAGCGGCAAACGACAUGAAGGAGCAGCUUUCACAGCAAAAAAGACAAGAAGACAUGAGACGCUUGUGACUGUUCAGUUCCAGAUGUUUUUCUUUCACUUUGAUCAUUUCACUUGAGCUGUUCUGGAUCAAUGUUUCAUA